This is a messenger RNA of Bradysia coprophila, 1978 nucleotides long. It is a transcript of the gene l(2)37Bb, whose product is annotated as FAD-dependent oxidoreductase domain containing lethal (2) 37Bb. Gene Ontology annotation, cellular component: cytoplasm. Lineage: Eukaryota; Metazoa; Arthropoda; Insecta; Diptera; Sciaridae. Gene Ontology annotation, biological process: mitochondrial respiratory chain complex I assembly. The record is from RefSeq and is a predicted model, not a curated record.
AAAUUUUAAACUUUUGCGCGUUAAACAAAAGCACUUUGUUUUGACAAUUCCGCAUGCAUCAAACCGAUGUAAUAAUAUCAGCAGGAGCAGCUGAAGUGAGAUGAACGUAACCUUUAUUGUACUUAUAGAAAUAAAUAUAAUCUCUCGAAUCGCGAAUAAACAUUAGUUUUUCUGUGUGCAAUCUAAAUAUCAUUUAAUUGUCACAGAAAGAUAAUGCAAUCAGUAAACAGAUGAGACGACGUGUUAUCUGAUCGUUCGAAUCACAACGUAAUUGGCAGUGAUUGUUAACACAAGGAAGUGUAUCUACAUUGCCUGGGCGAACGUAAUAAUUUGUGUGCUUGAACAUAAUGCAUAGACUACGAGUGCUUACACAAAAUCGAUUAAAUAUAAUUGCCCCGAUACGGUGCUUUUGUGAUGGCAAAACGAAAAACGAAGCCGACGCAAAGGAUGAUCCUAAUCAUCCGGUGACUCGGACGGGUCGUUUGCUGAAGAGAGAUUUGACGAAUGUUAAGAAUUUCUUAUUUCGCGAACGCAAAGUCAUUGGAACGAGCGAACAAGACAUCAGGGAUAUACGAACGCGAGCCAAUGAUAGCGAAUUUCAAACGCAUUGUGAUAUUCUGAUAAUCGGAGGCGGUGGAGUCGGAGCAUCGAUUGCGUAUUGGUUGAAGAAACGCGCUCGACAUGGAUUGAAUGUCGUCGUUUUGGAAAAGGAUCCCACGUACCAGUCGGCUUCGACAACGUUAUCGGUCGGUGGACUUAGGCAACAGUUUUCGCUGGAGGAGAACAUUCAAAUGAGCCUGUACGCGGCCGAAUUUAUGAAAGACAUAAAGGAACACUUGGACGACGAUGUUGAACUGAAUUUCACACCGCACGGCUACCUGAUGAUGGCUUCAGAAGCCGGUGCCGAUGCAUUGUCACAGAAUUCAGAAUUACAAAAUCGAAUGGGUGCGAAGAAUGAGCUACUCACCGCCAAGCAGUUGAACCGAAAAUUUCCAUGGUUGAACACGGACGGAGUUGCGUUAGGAUGCCAUGGAUUGGAAAAAGAAGGCUGGUUCGAUCCGUGGGCUCUGCUGAUGGGUUUCAAAAGAACGGCUUCGCGACUCGGAGCGCAUUUCGUUCACGGCGAAGUAGUUAGCUUUGAAUUCGAGCAAAAUCGUGACAUACAAGUCGCCGGUGUUGAACCAGGAACGUACGAAGCAUUGAAUCGAGUCAUGGUAAAAAUGGAGAAUGGAGAAGUGAGGCCGAUUGGAUUUUCCCAAGUGAUCAUUGCUGCUGGAGCACAUUCUGGAAGUGUAGCCAAAUUAGCGAAAAUUGGCAAAAGCGAUGGAAUGCGUUCGAUACCACUACCAGUCGAGCCACGCAAGCGCUACGUGUACGUUUUCGAGAGUCAAGGUGUGAAUUGUCCCGGCUUAAACACACCUUUGGUCAUCGAUCCGUCUCAUGUCUAUUUCCGACGAGAUGGCGUCGGUGGUAAUUUCAUUGGAGGACGCAGUCCUGAUCCAGGAAACGAACCGGCAACUGAUAAUCUGGACGUCGACUAUGAUUACUUUGACAAUGAAGUGUGGCCAAGGCUAGCCGCCCGAGUACCAGCAUUCGAAUCGGUUAAAGUGAAAAGUGCCUGGUCAGGUUUCUAUGAGUUCAACACUUUCGAUGAGAAUGGAAUCAUUGGGCCGCAUCCGUAUUAUCACAAUUUGAUAAUUGCCACCGGAUUCAGCGGUCAUGGAAUCCAGCAAACACCUGCAAUCGGCCGUGCCGUAUCUGAACUGAUUUUAGACGGAUGCUUCCGGACCAUCGAUUUGACUCGUUUAUGUUUUGACAGAAUUAUUGUGGAUGAGCCAAUGUACGAGAGGAAUUGCGUUUAACACGCAAAAUGUCUGUUAUUGUAACGAAACACAAAACGUUUACCGCUCUGUUAUUGACUGACUGGUUGGCUUUUAUUGGUCUUUAGUAAUUCAAUAAACUCAACACGUACAAAACA